CAUUAUAAAGUGAUACCCUAUUUAUUAGAAUCUAGACGAGGCCUAAUUUUGAGUUCAAAAUAUAUGGUUUUCUAUAAUUUUUUUAACUAUAAAUAUAAGCUAUAAAUGUAUAUUACUUUGUAUCUUCAUACAAUAACCAGACAGGUUGAAAAGUAGGCAUAGUUUCUUGGUAAAAUGAUCCUGACGUCUCGACGUGCUUUAUCUACGAAUCGUGAAAUUAUCCAAAUCGAAUCUUCAUUCUUGUCACACUACAUAAGAAUAGCCUUCAUUGACUAAAUUAGUCUACAUCUACAUUAGACUCUGGAUCGUUGGUCAAUCAUAAUAUUGUGUUUUAACUUUGUUAACAGCGUUUCAAAGUAACCCCAAAGUCAACCUUUUUCUACUCAUGCUUUUAAGCUAAACUAAGAAUGUUUAGCCUACAACUUAAAAGUGGCAUCAAUCUAAGUAGUAGUUUUCCCUACUAACUUAAGAAAUAGGCCUAGCCCUUCCUGUGUUUCCCUUAGAAGUGAUGUAACUUACAUUUUUUUAUAGCUAGGUGUAACUUUAAUAAAAUAAAAUGACUUCAGGAUCAGCUACAGGUAACCCAAGAAAUAAAGUGGCGUUAAAGCCUGGACAUUCUUUGAUGGAUUGGAUUCGCCUCGGAAACUCAGGGAAAGACUUGACAGGGACGGGUGGAGCCUACCUUAGUGUGACAAAGGCACAGUUGGCCCAACAUAACAAACCUGAUGAUGCUUGGCUUUCGAUUAGAGGCAAAGUAUACAAUGUGACAAGUUAUAUGGACUUCCAUCCCGGAGGACCGGAAGAGCUGAUGAAAGGAGUUGGCACUGAUGCUACUAAAAUAUUUAACGAUGUGCAUGCGUGGGUCAACUACGAGUCUAUACUACAAAAAUGUGUGGUUGGACAGCUCAAACCAGCGUGUGACGAAGACAUCGAUAUAACAGCAUCUCUCUCUCCUCCAGGCACUCCUACGAAUCAACUACAGGUCAAAUCUGCAGCCAGUUUACCAAAUGGAACUGCUCAGAAUAGACCUUUUCAGAUGGAUUGGUUCCAACAAGUUGGUUCAAUAUGUCUGGUUUUCUAUACAAAAGUCCCAAGCCCUGAUGUACAUAUUCAGCUGGAAGGAGACAGUUUGCUCUGUCUCAGGAUAAACAACAAGAAUCAACACUUGCGGUUGGAGUCCUCGGUCAGUUGGCCUUGCGGGGUCACAACCGACGCUGCUGGCAAAGUUCAGCUGCGAUUGAAGAAACUAAAACCUGGCCUGUGGUCUCGCUUUGGCUCUUUUGAACCUUCCACAAAGGACAUUGCAGAGUUUUGGGAAGCGUCUGUGAUUAAUAUUGUGACUGUAACGCACAACACGUACCAGAUUGAUUUUGCGUACACGGAAAAUGUAUACAACCACAUCCCGGUCGGUCAUCAUGUCACCGUCAAGGCUGUGGUUAAUGAAGGUGAAGAAGCAGUGCUCCGUCCCUACACUCCUGUAACGAGUCUGGCUGGUAUCAAUAUUCCUCCAGUGAACACAGUGCGUCUGCUAGUCAAGAGGUACUCGGAGGGUCGUCUGAGUGCUUGGUUGACCUCUCGACCUCUGGGCGCUCGAGUGUCGCUCAGUAUACCUCAGGGAAGCUUCUCCUUGACCCCUCUCCGAGGCAAGACGGACCUAGUUCUGGUCGCGGCUGGAACAGGCAUCACACCCAUGGUGUCCCUUAUAACAUGGGCACUGAGAUCCACCAGAUUAAAAGUUUGCCUGAUAUUUUUCAAUAAAACUGAGAAAGAUAUAAUCUGGAGAGAACAUUUAGACAAACUUGCAGAAGAAAACUCAAGGUUUAUUGUCGACUACGUCUUAUCAGAGCCUGAUACCAAAUGGACAAACAAGACUGGACAUGUUAGUAUCUCCCUACUUCAACCCCAUCUCCCAGCAUGCUCUGCUGACAUCCCUAACUCAACUUACGUCUGCGUUUGUGGACCGACGUCUUUCACUCGACUAACCGAGAGGUGCCUAAAAGAAGACUUUGGUUUUACUGUAAACGACUACUACUGUUUCCUGGGCCAAUAAACUUAAACUACAGAAAUUUUAACACAUAGAAAGUACAGAUAUUUUUUAAACAGUUGAUUUAUACUUACUUAAGUAGGAAAAUAUAUUUAUAUACAAUCUUUUACCUAUUUGAUGCACUUUGUACUUCUCCUAACACUG
Messenger RNA from Macrosteles quadrilineatus (aster leafhopper), 2188 nucleotides. RefSeq names its product cytochrome b5 reductase 4-like. Gene Ontology annotation, molecular function: heme binding; oxidoreductase activity. Gene Ontology annotation, biological process: generation of precursor metabolites and energy; superoxide metabolic process. Lineage: Eukaryota; Metazoa; Arthropoda; Insecta; Hemiptera; Cicadellidae. Bases 557 to 2050 code for a protein of 497 amino acids. Gene Ontology annotation, cellular component: endoplasmic reticulum. The transcript has 10 exons. The record is from RefSeq and is a predicted model, not a curated record.